GCUCACAUUAAUAAAUAGUAGUACUAAAGCCAAAAGGACAAUCACAUAAGCAAUUCUUUGUGUCUCUAUUUUUCUUUUUCUUUUUCUUUUUUUCUAUUUGUGUCAGUGUUCAAUUCCUGGACGAAACUUUGUCCAAUGACUGGAGGGGAAGAAACAAGUGUGACACUUGAUCUUCUUAAGAAGAAAAUGGAUGAUUUUGCUAAAGAAAGAGAUUGGGAGAAAUUUCAUAGCCCUAGAAACCUUCUUUUGGCUCUGGUGGGAGAAGUUGGUGAACUGUCAGAAAUAUUUCAGUGGAAAGGAGAAGUUCCAAAGGGUUUACCAGAUUGGAAAGAAAAUGAGAAAUUGCAUCUUGGUGAAGAACUUUCUGAUGUUUUGCUAUACCUUGUUAGGCUUUCUGAUAUUUGUGGCAUUGAUCUUGGCCAAGCUGCUCUUCGUAAAGUGCAACUUAAUGCCAUCAAAUACCCUGUUAAGAAAUCCAAUGAAGAACAAGUUGAUAAUUAAAUAGUAAUAGUCGAGGUGCAUACAAACUGAUCAGUGAAAACGUGAUAUAGUAGCACUUUGGUGCUUUUGUCAUUGGUAGAUUUUGUUUUUAGUACAUGGAAUGUUCGAUGUUGUUUUGAGAUAUGCACUUUUGAUUAAUUUGCUUAUGAGAUGCGCAUAGAUUUUCAGAAUUAUUAUCAGUUUCAGUUUUUAUUA
Molecule: messenger RNA, 696 nt
Organism: Capsicum annuum
Lineage: Eukaryota; Viridiplantae; Streptophyta; Magnoliopsida; Solanales; Solanaceae
Product: dCTP pyrophosphatase 1
Exons: 2
Coding region: 136-501 (121 amino acids)
Biological process (GO): nucleoside triphosphate catabolic process
Molecular function (GO): nucleoside triphosphate diphosphatase activity
Source: RefSeq, a predicted model, not a curated record